GAGUCAGUGUAUGUAUCAUGUAUGUAUGUGUGUUUCUCUCUCUUCUUUCUCUCUCUCUCUUAAAACUCUGAGUUUGUUUGUUACUACUACUGCUUUAUUAUUUCAUUCACAACAACAGAACCUGAUUCUCUGAAAAACGCAACCCACGAAUCACUUUUCUCCUUUUCUUCUUCUUUCUUUUCACUUUCCUCUCUUUUCUCCUUCCAACAUAAACACCACAGUGUCUCUCAUUCGAAUGGACGAGAACGAGAACGAGAACAAGCUUAUUCUGAAAUGGACAAAACCUCAAUGAAACGUGCAACAACUCGAACCACAAACCGACACAUUCGCAAAAAACAACAACAACAACAACAAUCUGUAACAGGUUUCAAAAAAUCGAAGAAGGAAAAGUUAAGAACCUUGAGCUCAAUGGGUUGCAAUCUCGAUCAUCAUUCUCAUAAAUCAAUUUCCAAUAACAAAAAGGUUUUCAAUGAAUGCAAUGGCGUUGAUCAUGCCUCUGUUCCGCGUAAGAUACGUUCAGCCAUGAAGAAGCGGGGUCGUGAAUCGAUUUUAACUGAUUCUGAAAAGCUGAAAUAUGGAAUAGAAUCUGCUCAAAAAGAUAGCAUAAAGAAAUCCAAAAAACAAGUUGAACUUGGGCCCAUUACAAAAGAUGAACAAGAGGUUGCUGAGACUCUGUAUGCCUUGGCUGGAAUGUUUCCUACCAAUGAUGAGAGUGAACUAGACCGCGAAUCGAAGAAAUUAUCGGUUUCGCAGGACCAAGAUGAGAGUGCUAAUGUUAUUUAUCAAGAAGCUACUGAGGAUGUUAAUCUUAUUGCUGAAAGUUCAGCUAAGGGAGCAGUGAAAAAUAGUCCUUUGAGCGAAGCCGUUGGUGUUGAACAGAUUGGUUUACACAGAAGUGAAGAUUUCUCGGUGGCAACUCACAGCACGACUCCAAAAGUAAAUCUGCAGGGAGUGACUAUGAUGGUUAAGAGGAGUGAAAAUGAUGUUAAAGCGGAAUUGCAUGACUCUGAGUUGUGUCUUGGAAUGGGAUUAAAUGCAUCCACACAAUCGCAAAUUUCACAAAUUGGGGGAAAAGUAGACGUGGAGUAUGAGACGGCUGGUGGCAUUGAUUGUAAGCAAGAGCAACAUAUAAUCAAGUACCAGAGAGAAAAUGAUGGUCUAACAUUAUGGACAGGCUCGACGGCAAGGGCAUCUACUGCGAUUAAUGCUUCUUAUUUGCAGUCUUCUGCUGCCGCUAAAGCUCCACAUUGGUUGAAUGCUGCUAUUAGCAACUCCAAACAUGAUUUCAUGGAAAGAAGUUCUUCUGGUGGAAAGAUUUCCAAAACUUCCGUUCGUAAGAAGUCAUGGAAGAGUUGUGCAGCUCAUGUUCACAUCAGUCAACUCAUCCGGAGUUUAGAACUACCAAAACCGCAGGUUGCCAAAGAACCUGAGCUUUACGAGUGUGAUCAAAUCAGAGUACAACACCAAGGGUCAAAGUGUGGAGUUCUAACCGAUGCACAAAACUCAAAUACGACGAGAAAUGGAAAUGCUUUUGCUGCCAGAACAGUUCAAUCUGCUAGUUUGAAGAAUUUCCCUGAAAAUAAAAAUGGUGUUCUUCAGCAGCAGUGCCAUUUUCUUGACAUAUCUCUGUCUCAGCCAUCUCCAACACCUUCAAAACAUGCUCCUCAAUCGCAAAGUUUCAACUUCUUGUCCUUGUCGGCUGGAUGUAACGGCUUGAAGGUUGAUGAUUGUUUAAUUAAAGGUGGAAGUAGGUUGGGACCAUUCUCAAAAUCACAAGCCCCUUAUUUUCGGUCUAUACAACAGCAGCAUGGUGGACUCAUGGCAAUACCUACAACUUCAAAUCAGUAUACAUCCACUUCUUACCUUGAUCAGCUUCCUACUGCAGGACCACAGGUUCGGUUGCAGCAACCUCAUUAUUAUGGUACACCAUUAUGUGGAACUCAAUAUAGUUCGACAAAUUCAUAUAAACAGCAGUACCAAAACAUUUGGGCGGCGCAACUAGUAACACAAGGUGGGUCUAGCGGCGUAAAUAACAAUAUCAUGAGAGUCCAAUAUCCUAACUGGCAAAGUGGAAGACAUGAAACUGGUGUAGUCAAUCCGGGUGUCCAAGUCAUGGUUCCUUACCAUUCUCUUGCAUCGCUAGAGUCACUUGGUUCAAAGAUAACUUCAAUCUCUGAUCAACAACAGUCCUUUACACCUGCUUCAUCAAUUUCAUUAUCCAGGACAAAUGGGCUAGAAGAAAUUAGAGGCAGAUUCCAUGGUAGCGGUGCCUCAUCGUUGCAGUUGCUGUGUGAUGAACGCAUAUGAAACUGAACACUUAGUUCACUUUCUGUUUGAAAAGCCAUGUUAUUCAUCUCGAGACGUGAGCCAUGUACAUGGCACAAAAGUCGUGAAGUCUAUAUAUUACAGGAGAUUCUUGCUGAGUAUGCAAAGAGAGAAAAAUAAAUGCUUCUAUAUCUUCCUAAGUUAAUCUUUUUGAACUUGUAUGCUUUGAUUUGUAGAUGCCCGGUUAUUGGUUAUUGGUUAUUGUUUACUUGUGGAAUGUCAUGUAUAAAUUAACAAAUCCAUAGGAACAACUCAAUUACCAGACCUAAAAAAAGAACAAGACAUGUUGCCAAAGAGCCCAAACUAUAUUACUGUUAUUGUUUAUAGAAACACACAUGCUGAUUGGCUAAUAUUAGAAUUAGUGCACUUUCAA
Vicia villosa (hairy vetch) is the source of this 2698-nucleotide messenger RNA. RefSeq lists its product as uncharacterized. The coding region runs from base 274 to 2307 and encodes 677 amino acids. Lineage: Eukaryota; Viridiplantae; Streptophyta; Magnoliopsida; Fabales; Fabaceae. The transcript is spliced from 13 exons. The record is from RefSeq and is a predicted model, not a curated record.